This is a messenger RNA of Capsella rubella, 1387 nucleotides long. RefSeq lists its product as uncharacterized. The record is from RefSeq and is a predicted model, not a curated record. Lineage: Eukaryota; Viridiplantae; Streptophyta; Magnoliopsida; Brassicales; Brassicaceae. The transcript has 2 exons. Bases 172 to 1173 code for a protein of 333 amino acids.
CACCUUUCUCUCUGCAAACCCUAAUUUUCUUUCUCUCCUAAACUCUCUCAUCUUCUUCUUCCAUCUUCCUGUACCUUUCAUUUCCAGAGAAACUGAGAUGAUAGGAUAACUUAUUAUAACUGCGGUCAUUUCAAAACUGUAAAGAAACGCCGAGAUUUGGGUUUUAUAUAAAUGGAGAUGAAUCCGUGUGACACGAAUCAGCUCGAUUCCGAUUCACAUCUCCCUCCUCGAAAGAGGUUACUUGCUGGAUUCAAGAAACUAAACUCCAACGCCAAUGGAUCUUCUCCUUGUGAUUUCGCUUCUUCUUCCUCUACUUCAAACUCAAACGGAUCUUCCUCUGCUUCAACCGAUGUUCAGACCCAUCUAGACAACUUGUUAGCUUCCCGUUUCAACAAUGACCAGAAUCAGUCACCGGAAGAGCUCGUUGAGGCGACAAGAUCCGCAGCUGCUUUAGCGGUUAAAGCUGCAAAGGUGGCGAGGGCGAUCGCCAACGAGAAGGCCUUGAUUUCCUCAAAGGCGAUUGCUGCGGCUAAGAGGGCACUGGAAUUGGUUGAUUCUUUCCCUAAAGAAGCUACACCUGAUUGCAAGGAGAGGUCUCCUAAGAAGAACAAGCAGAAGAAACAUGUCCCCGUCGAGCUUUUGUAUUCCAAGGGAAAGCUAAGAGGCGAGGAAGACGAUUUAGCACGUAGAUUGCAUCGGGCUAUAGACUCGUAUCCUAGAGUCUUGAGAACGUACUCGGAUUUCGAGGAGAAUGGACAGAGAUACAAGAAGCAUAAGAAGAACAAGAACGUAGUUGAAGGUGGGAGUAGUAGUAUUAUAGUAACCGGCUCCAUGAAAGACAUUGCCGGAGUCGUGGAUUCAGACAGCUCCUAUGAAGGGUUAGAGAUAGCUAGAUCAAACAGGGACGAAGAAGCGAAUUCAACACUGAUGAAGGAGAAAGCGGGGGAGGAAAGCAGCUCAUUGAGUAGAAGAAGAGGAAGAGUGAAGCUAAAGAAGCUUCCUUUGAGCAUUUGUAAUUCUAGAAAUCAAGAAAACGGAACUCCCUCCACGUCAACUCCAUUACCGGUGGCUCAGCCGCAGGAGGACGGCGUCAUCCCAGGAUCGUCCUCUUGGAAAUGCCAGGACCUGAAGGCUCCAGAAUGUGCGAAACAGAACAAAGCCGUACGGUCAUAGUGACUACUACUGUCUUGUCUAGAGAAGAAAAAUGGCUCUUUUUUUCUUCAAGAGAUGGGUCAGCAUUGCCAUUUUCAGUAUAAGAAUCAGAUUGCUGUUUCCUUUUUUGGAUGUGUUUGAGAUUUAUGUUAUAUAUUGUUAAAUAUAUACAUAAUAAUACACUUUAUUUGCCAUUACAGUUGUGUAAAUCAGGAAGGUUUGAUUAUUUUGGAUU